UUUCUGCAUCGCCAAUUCCCGCCCCCAAGCGUGUGCGAGCAGACGUCACUUCCGUCUAGAGGCGAUAGGAGAUCCCUUCGUGGUGCGACCGGACUGGUAAAUUACCGGAUUCUGUACAUAACCAGAGGAGACACACACCGCUCUGUGGGAGUUAUGACAAGAAGCUAAAAUUCCAUAAACUGCCAGGAUAAAGAAGAACCCAUGAUUCCUAUAUGUCCAGUUGUAUCCUUCACCUAUGUGCCCAGCCGGCUUGGUGAAGAAGCCAAAAUGGCUACUGGCAACUACUUUGGAUUUACCCAUGGUGCAGCUGCUCAGUAUAGCCAACAGCCAGCAUCUGGUGUAGCCUAUUCUCAUCCUACAACUGUGGCAAGUUAUACUGUCCAUCAGGCACCAGUUGCUGCUCACACAGUUACAGCUGCGUAUGCCCCAGCGGCAGCAACUGUUGCAGUUGCACGGCCAGCGCCUGUGGCUGUGGCAGCUGCUGCUACAGCAGCUGCUUAUGGUGGUUACCCUGCAGCCCAUACAGCAACAGACUACGGCUACACACAGAGGCAGCAGGAAGCUCCUCCGCCACCCCCUCCUGUCACAACACAGAAUUACCAGGACUCGUAUUCUUAUGUCCGUUCUACUGCUCCUGCAGUAGCCUACGACAGUAAGCAGUACUACCAACAGCCUACUGCUACUGUAGCCGCUGCGGCUCAACCUCAGCCAGCGGUGGCAGAAACCUAUUAUCAGACAGCUCCUAUCGCCUUGUCUCUUCCAGUUGCUCCCAAGGCUGGCUACAGCCAGGGUGCUGCACAAUAUACCCAAGCGCAACAAACACGACAAGUGACUGCCAUCAAACCAGCCAAUCCUAGCCCUGCCACAACAACAUUCUCUAUAUAUCCUGUGUCCUCCACUGUGCAGCCAGUAGCAGCUGCAGCUACUGUAGUUCCCUCUUACACACAAAGUGCUACGUAUAGUACCACUGCCGUGACAUAUUCUGGUGCAGCGUAUUCUGGAUAUGAAGCUGCAGUGUAUUCAGCUGCAUCAUCCUACUACCAACAGCAGCAACAGCAACAACAGAAACAGGCGGCGGCAGCUGCUGCAGCGGCAGCCACUGCAGCAUGGACCGGGACCAACUUUACUAAAAAACCUCAAUUCCAAAAUAAGCAGUUGAAACCGAAGCAGCCCCCCAAACCACCGCAGAUACAUUACUGUGAUGUGUGCAAGAUCAGUUGUGCAGGCCCACAGACUUACAAGGAACAUUUGGAAGGUCAAAAGCACAAGAAAAAAGAAGCGGCUUUGAAAGCCUCCCAAAACACAACCAGCAGUAGCACAGCCGUUCGGGGGACCCAGAAUCAACUCCGAUGUGAACUUUGUGACGUUUCCUGCACAGGAGCCGAUGCCUACGCUGCACACAUAAGAGGAGCUAAACACCAGAAGGUGGUAAAGUUGCACACCAAACUUGGUAAACCCAUUCCAUCAACGGAACCGAAUGUUGUAAGCCAGUCUGUGACUUCUGCAGCCGUCUCUAAGCCUUCCACCACCUCAAGUAGCACAUCAGGUGCUAAUGGGAGCUCUUCUGUGGGAGCCAGCCCUUCUGUAAAGCUGCUCACUUCUAGCUCCUCUCUGAGCACUUCAAGCAGCAGCAAAGCAUCCAGUAUGUCCUCUACAAGCAUUGUCAAGAAAGUAACUACCCCAAAAAUAACUUUUAUUGGUGGAAACAAACUGCAAUCAACAGGGAAUAAGGUUGAUGACAGCAAAAUGUCAGACAGUGCAAAGACAACCCCAAGUACUGCAGCACAAACACAAGAAGCAAAGAUAGAUCCGAUGUCGGAAGCCGCUCAGACUCUAGCAGCCUUACAGAGUGAUGUGCAGCCUGUCGGGCAUGAUUAUGUCGAAGAGGUUCGGAAUGAUGAAGGAAAAGUUAUCCGCUUUCACUGCAAGCUUUGUGAGUGUAGCUUUAAUGAUCCCAAUGCGAAGGAAAUGCAUUUAAAGGGAAGGAGGCACAGGCUUCAGUACAAGAAAAAGGUCAAUCCAGACUUACAAGUGGAAGUAAAGCCCAGCAUCCGAGCAAGAAAGAUCCAAGAGGAGAAGAUGCGCAAACAGAUGCAAAAAGAAGAAUAUUGGCGAAGGCGUGAAGAGGAGGAGCGAUGGCGAAUGGAAAUGAGAAAUCGAGACUCAUCAGACCAGGCAACAUUUUUCCAGUCUUCAACUGUCCAAUUUUGGCGCUAUGAAGAGGAUAUGUAUUGGCGAAGGAUGGAAGAGGAGCAACAUCACUGGGAUGAUAGACGCAGAGUGCCUGAAGGAGGUUAUCCACAUGGUCCUCCGGGACCCCCAGGCUUGUUGGGAGUUAGGCCAGGGAUGCCACCUCAACCUCAAGGGCCAUCACCUUUACGCAGACCAGACUCCUCUGAUGACCGCUAUGUUAUGACAAAGCACGCUGCCAUCUACCCCACAGAGGAGGAACUUCAAGCAGUACAAAAAAUAGUGUCACUCACAGAGCGAGCACUUAAACUUGUGUCAGACUCCAUGGCAGACCAAGACAAAAGUAAGACAAAGGAAAGUGAUGAUAAGAAGGAGCCUUCUAAGGAGAGAGCCCUGAAAGGAGUCCUGCGUGUCGGAGUGCUUGCUAAAGGGCUACUUCUGCGUGGCGAUAGAAAUGUCAGCCUUGUUCUUCUCUGUGCUGAGAAACCAACCAGAGCCCUGCUGAGCCGUAUAACCGAAAGCUUGCCCAAACAGCUUGCAGUCAUAUGCCCAGAGAAGUACGAAGUUUCUUGCUCUCUUGCAGAAGCAGCCAUUAUUCUGAAUUCUUGCGUGGAACCCAAAAUGCAAGUUACCAUAACCCUGACAUCUCCAGUCAUAAGAGAAGAAAACCUGAGGGAUGGAGAUGUAACCCCGGGUAUGGUGAAAGACCCACCGGACGUCUUGGACAGGCAAAAAUGCCUUGACGCUCUGGCUGCUCUGCGCCACGCUAAGUGGUUCCAGGCUAGAGCCAAUGGUCUGCAAUCCUGUGUCAUUAUCAUCCGCAUUCUUCGUGAUCUGUGCCAGCGCGUGCCCACAUGGUCUGACUUCCCAAGCUGGGCGUUGGAAUUAUUAGUUGAAAAGGCUAUAAGCAGCUCUUCUGGACCUCAAAGCCCAGGGGAUGCUCUGAGGAGAGUUUUCGAGUGUAUUUCUUCAGGCAUUAUUUUGAAAGGGGGUCCCGGCUUGCUGGAUCCGUGUGAGAAAGAUCCAUACGACACCCUCGCCACCAUGAAUGACCAACAACGGGAAGAUAUCACAUCAAGUGCACAGUUUGCCCUGAGGCUGCUGGCGUUCCGUCAGAUAUACAAAGUCCUCGGCAUGGACCCCCUGUCCCAGAUGAACCAGCGCUUCAACGUUCAUAACAACCGCAAGCGAAGGCGAGACAGCGACGGGGUGGACAGCUUCGAAGCCGAAGGAAAGAAAGACAAGAAGGAUUACGAUAACUUCUAAAGAGCAGGACUUCUUCAGUCUCUGCGAAGUACUUUCCAGAAUUCUACAUUUCCACAUACUGGGUGUCCCAUCAGGUCUGGUCAGCAGGGUAGCGCGAGCCAAUCCAGGAGAGGGGCUCAUUGUGCUUACCCUGCGUCAGAUCUCAGUCAGUUGCUCCUGUAGUAUAGCUUCCGCCAUUGUAAAGCUGCUUUAGUUUCUGUUAGAAGAUGCUUAACCCUCUCCCAGUGAUAACAUUGUCCAUUUACUCAUUCACCGCUCUCUAGCGCCACCUGUUUUGAUUGCAUAAGAUUUUUAAGUUAUAUAAAUAUAUCUAUAUGUAUCCGUAGGAAAGCACUCGCCUGUCCGACGUGUAUUUCUCUCUGCUAGCCGUCAGCCUAUCAUUCGCCAUCGUGCUGCAGUCACAAGCCUAGUGUUUUUAAAGACCCGUGGGAAAGGGAAAGCUUUCUUCAUUAGUUGUAAUUUACUUUGUAAUAAAUAUGGCACGAGCCUCACUAUUUGUUUUAAAAAAUGUUUUUUUUUUUGUUUGGUUUCUGUAAAUUGAUGCCGUUGAUGUACUUGUUGUGCGAGGAUUAUAAUAACAAUUGCUUUUUUUUUUAUUUUGGCAACAAAGCACUCGGAAGUAAAUGUCUCAACCCAAACUCGUGGCAUUUGUCUCAAAUGAUUAACUAGGUAUCAUUUCAGCUUUGUGUUACCCCGUUAGGUUAGCGAGGGGCGGGCAAUAUAUCUUUCCGUUAUUCGCUUUGGUACAUAGAAGCUGACAGUACUGCAUGGCCUGUUGUUCAUUUUGUUUGUUAAACGCUUGUACUUAGGUUCUAUGACUGACGAUCAGUUUGAUUGUUGUAAACAGGGCUAAUGUAAAUACAUAUGAUUGUUUAGUGAAUUAAUACCUUCAUGUCGUACAUGGCUAUCGCUUUCUGUCAGUGCAUUGCAGCAGACUGGCGUGUCCUGGUGGAUUUGGCUGAAGACUGGCAUUUACAAACAUUGGGGCUCAUUUUUUCAGCCAGCUGCUGGUAGAACAAUUCGGUUGCCAUGGGUUACUGCCCACAGGCAGAUUUGCCCGGUGUUGAUAAAUGACCCCUAACGACUUGAUCAUUUCCCAGCUUCAUUAUAAAGGCCCAAUUUAGAAUAGGAAAAUGUUUUGUUUAUUUUUUACUCUAAGUAAGGAAAUACUUGCAGAGCUUUUUUUACCCUUUUAUUUCCAGCAAACCUAAAGCCAAAGGCGCUGACUAUGUUGCCAUUGCUACGUCCUUUGAUUGAUGCUGCCAAGUCUGUACUGGCAACACGUGGCUCUCAUUGGGUUAAACUAUAUACAUAUAAUAUGUAAUAUAAGGCAUUACAUUUGCUCAGUAGUAGCAACUUAUAACAACCAAUAAGAUGUUGGCUUUUAAACAGGAGAGCAGUAAGUUCUGCCUGCUGAUUGGUUGCUAUGGGUGCCUGCUCCUGGGCUGACUUGGUGCUUUUUAUUACAUAGCCCCAUUGCUGCUUGGGAGGCCUCGACAGCUAGACACUUUAUAUAUACACCAUCCUUUGUAUAAUUAAUAUCAUUGUCACAAUCUGCACAUUAUUGCUCUGUGUGUUCAGUUAAAGCCAAUUUACCCAAAAUAUAUAGGAUAGCGUUUAUCAAACACGGACCCUUUUAUAAUUCUGCGUUAGUGGGGGGGCCGUCAUAUUGUUAGAAUGUACAAAGGCAAAGCCUGAAAAUAAUUUAGACAACAGCAUCCCUAGUGUUCAUAGAUUGUAACUGCACUAAUCAUUUCAGUCCUCUAUUAAAAUGUAUUUGGCCGUUGCUGGGGCGUGGAAUAUUUUUUUUUUUCUGCGAGCUUUAACAUUGGUUGAUUCAGUUUGGCCUAUUUAUUGCCAUUGUGGCCUAUAGAGACCCGCCUUAGGCUACCUGACGGCUCCCCCCACAUACAAUAGGGGCGCUAUGUGCUACAACUGUCACUUUUGUGGUUCUCCCAUGUUGCACCCCCACCCCUUGUCAUUAAUGCUUUGCUUGUAACUUCUCACCGUAUAGAACACAUGUUGCAAUGAUCCCCGUUCCUCCAUUAGUUAAUACAGUGCAGUUUCAGUAAGUCACUCGGUUAUAGUAGAAAGGCGGCAAUGAGACCGGGCACGGUGUCCAUGUUGAGACCUCCCAUGUGUUCUGUUCUGUUGGGGGAUUAUGGAGGAGUUGCCGGCCUCAGUUUCAUGAUGUAGAGGGCUGAGUAUAUCUCCUCGUUUGCAUCGUACAGAUGUUAUAUACGCACUGGUACAGAUGUUAUUGUCAUCGCACUGCAGUGAAAUAAAGCUCAAAGUUGACAAUC
Messenger RNA from Xenopus tropicalis (tropical clawed frog), 5759 nucleotides. It is a transcript of the gene zfr, whose product is annotated as zinc finger RNA binding protein. The record is from RefSeq and is a predicted model, not a curated record. Gene Ontology annotation, cellular component: nucleus; cytoplasm. The transcript has 22 exons. Lineage: Eukaryota; Metazoa; Chordata; Amphibia; Anura; Pipidae. Bases 202 to 3456 code for a protein of 1084 amino acids. Gene Ontology annotation, molecular function: zinc ion binding; nucleic acid binding.